AUAAACUCCCAGCCGUCACAAGCAACGUAGCGUUUGUAGAGUGAAUAACGACCUCGAUCUGUUGGUGAUCACGUUGUCGGUUGCACGUUAUACAUCCAUUAUAAGUGAUCGUUGAUUAUAAUCGUCAUCUAUGCUGCCUUAUUGAUGCAGGCAAUACUGGAUUUGGUGUAACUGUAACAUGGGUACAUAUAGAUUUCCUUGUAAAUAACAGAGCAUAGGUUUUGCUGUUGUUCAUAUUAUAACAUCGAACAUCUCAUCAAUUUCCGUGAAUACCUAGAAAAAAAAAACAUUGAUUACAUUAAUUAAAAACAAAAACAGCAGGCUUCAAAAAAAAAAAAAAAAAAAAAAAAAUAAAUACAGCCAAAUUCACCGCUAAACGAGGCUAAAACCAACAGCUGGGAACUCACCAAAAGACUCUUCAUCCUCGAUACACAGAUCAAAGGCGCGGAGCAUCAUGGUGCACGGAGGCCUCGGCCACUGCUCGACGAGGGACCACACAAUGGACGAUUUUCCCACGCAAGAGGAUGUCAAGAUCUCGUUGAUGAGAGGACCUGUCAAGACCUCAGCCGUCUGUUCCUUCUCGCUGGGUGUUCUGACUCUAAUGUCCGGCGCAGUGUCAAUCGGGAUCAUGGGAGACUUCGCCGUGCCUCUCGUUGUCGGCAGCAUCCAGGUUGUCGUCGGUGUGUUGAUAAUCAUAGGGGGUGUAAUCGCCUUCAGGAAGUACUCGAACUUCAGGAAGAGACAGGAAGUUGAAAUGUUGCUGAAGAUGGAAAAAAUAGCCAUGGGAGAGGGGGCCAUCGAAGCCAUGUUGGUCGACGGCGCUGAGGCGACUCCGGUCCUGGUUCCCAACGACGGCUCUGUGCUGCCCGAGGCCGUCGCCAACCGCGCGAGCGCCUAUGGCUCGCCGCUCCCCGCCAUCCAGAUGAGGCCAGGCUUGAUCGCGUUCUUCGGAGUGCCCGGGCGGGGCGGGACGGAAGUGACCGUCUGCAUGAGGGACUUGUUCUUCAGCCGGUUCAGGUUCUACCCGGGGAUGACACCCUUCCAUGGCUUAACCGUGAGCUUCUUCCUCAUUGGAACUGUCUUCAUCAACUCGCUCAUUCUCGUCCUGACCCUCGCGUACCCGCCGGACUCCUCGGUAUACCAGAUCUGUGCGGGCCUCGGGACCGUUGCAGCUGUCUUCAUCUGCAUGUCUGCGAUCUUCGGGUUUCGAUGCUACAGGGCCUACGUGAGGGGUCGCAGCCAGCAGGCCCACGCCGACCGUGGGGGCUUUUGAUUGCAUUGUAGUUUAAUCUUUUUGUUUGAUUGAAUUGUCUGUCCAUUAUGUAAAUUGUCUCGAAUGAUUCUAAAUUGAGCUAUUUUAUUCCCAAUUCAUUGGUGGUCCAAUUUGUCAUAUUUUCUGAGAUCAAACUAUUGUGAAAAGUAUAAUGGGAAUUAUAGAUGAAUAGAAAUGUAAAUAU
Penaeus vannamei (Pacific white shrimp) is the source of this 1457-nucleotide messenger RNA. The record is from RefSeq and is a predicted model, not a curated record. Lineage: Eukaryota; Metazoa; Arthropoda; Malacostraca; Decapoda; Penaeidae.